Messenger RNA from Exophiala oligosperma, 2150 nucleotides. RefSeq lists its product as uncharacterized. The record is from RefSeq and is a predicted model, not a curated record. The transcript has 2 exons. The coding region runs from base 473 to 1069 and encodes 198 amino acids. NCBI's taxonomy places the organism in Eukaryota, Fungi, Ascomycota, Eurotiomycetes, Chaetothyriales, Herpotrichiellaceae.
GCCCGACAGGCAGUGACGAAGUAUGAAAAGAAACUCCUCUUUGACGAAAUGAACUCUAUUGUCAUCUCAGCAGCCUUCUCUUGAAUGUGCAAACUAUUGACGACAACAGCGACCGCAUCCUCACUCACUGACUACCUCGCCGCAUCCCUUCCGGAGACCCUUAUUCCACUUCUGUCUUCCGAUAUCCAUCCAUCUCGGGAUCUCCCUCAAGUCACAUCUCGGCGAUCAAUCCUCCUGCAUGCAGCUGAGCAAGCAUAUUAGCACAACUCGCACAGAAUUCUAGUGGCUGACUGGUUUCCCUCAUUCACCAACUCAUUCUUGACCACGCAUGCCUUUUUUGCGGGGAGACACACAAUAGGGUAAUAGGUGGAGGACACACGGAAGAGAGCGGCUUCGUCGUCUCUUAAGUAGUACUACGAUCGAUUACUCCGAUCCUUUAUUCUCUUGCUUUCGGAGCAUAGAGGGCGACGCGAUGCCUACCAACAGACCCUUCUUCGCCAACUUCUUCUCUGCAUUCCGCGCCCGAACCAAUCCCACCUUUCAAGCCAAGUCAAGUUCAACAUACGAUACAGUAUUGCAAGGCACCCUCGUGGCCACCCCACAUGUAUCGACCACGAACGCGACAGUGACCGCGUCGAAUGCUAGGACCAUCUCAACCAAAUCCUCGGUCGAUACAUCGACACUCUCUCAACAACCAUCGCAAGCCAAACCAGGUUCUCCCUCUCCACUACCAUUCUCAUCGAACACGAGCUCGCAUCGAUAUGCUCCUCCUUUGUCCAGAUCACCAGGACCAAGCUCGCCCGCCGGACCCCAUUCGCAUUCUCAUACCAAUCCGAACCUGUCAAUGUCGCCGCCAGGUACGUCGACCCCAAUGACACGGGGGAGGCAAAGACGGGGAAGUGACAGCUCAAAUUCAUCUGGGGGUUUUAUUGAUGCCCUGGGGCCUGACAAAUGGUACAUUGGAGGUCGGAGUGCAGGUGGUGAAGAAACAUUUUAUAAGUUAGGCUUGGUAACAGGCGGGACUGGGAAAAGAGUACGCAGUCUCGACCGCUUGAGCCUUGGAACGUGAUGAAGGGUCGGUCAACGAACAAAGGACAUGAAAUACAUAUUACGACUUUUACCUGCGCCAUUUUAGGUAUUCAAUUGUACAGAGCAUGAGGCGACGUGGGAUCCACGAAACAUUUUGCUGAAAAGGGAUAUUGUUUAUUUAAGGGGUUUCAAACGCAUGAAGGAGCAGUCGGCAUACUACAUUGACGGACAGACGAUGUCUGUACACAGGUUGUAGUUUCAGAUGGCUGGGUCCUGUGUUGCCAUCUUUGCAGAUACGCAAGAUAGUCUUGCAAAAGCACCCUGGUCAUUGUCUCUGCCUGUUAUAGAGCAGGAGAGACACCACAUUUGGUUUGAUCUUCUAUCUGCGCGUUCCAUUCACCGUGACUAUGAACCCUCCUGUGCUCGCACUCGUAGGCGAAUGUGAGAGAUCGCGCUGGGCGUCCGCAGGGCAGCCUUCUGGCUGCGAGCUAUCUGCCACUGGCUGAAACAAUUGGGUAAAUUGGGACUGAGCACCUUCUACGCGGGCUUAUUCGAUACAGAAAAAUGAUAUGCGUCUUGGGUAUUCGAGAGUCAGGGAACAGUUGGCGGUGAUUGUGGGCUCCGGAGGUCAGAGCCGGGUCCUGGGGUUCGCGAAUGGUGGUUCAUGGGAGGGAAGAGUAUCCCGCACGUUGAAAAGAUUGGAAGACACUGUGACGGACUACAGAAUCAACCAAUUGUCCUGCAAAGUACAAAAAACUUGCAGCACAAAUAUGAGUGGUACAGAAUUUUCGUCCAGCCAUUCGGGACUGUUAGCGAUGUGCAGGAUCACAAAAGCAGGAUCAGGCGAUGACCAGCCUCAGGAUCGUCGAUCCAGAAUGAAAAAGUACGAGUAGCGGCUAUAUUAAUUGUAUGGACACCACUCUUCUCUUUCUCACCACCUUCUACUGAAUCCCUAACCGAGGAGACGGUAACUCCCGUCCAAUUUUACACUUACCAACCUCUGAGACUCGUAUUUGCAACUCAACUAUUGACGGGGAAGCAAGCCUGCUCUGCUCCUCCCGAGACGGUGGAGAGAGGUCAGAAUGGACGUAGGACUAUGCCUGAAGCCAAAAGGGAUCGAG